Molecule: messenger RNA, 1606 nt
Organism: Oppia nitens
Lineage: Eukaryota; Metazoa; Arthropoda; Arachnida; Sarcoptiformes; Oppiidae
Product: cytochrome P450 3A24-like
Exons: 6
Coding region: 53-1573 (506 amino acids)
Molecular function (GO): heme binding; oxidoreductase activity, acting on paired donors, with incorporation or reduction of molecular oxygen; iron ion binding
Source: RefSeq, a predicted model, not a curated record
UAUUGUAUUAGUAAUUUUCUUUGCAAUUUACAGAUAUUAUCAAUCAAAAUGUAUGUAUUGGGAGUCGCAGGGCAUUCAAACAGCAUCGGUAGGUUUGUGGGCUCAGUACAGAAAACCGUUACAGGAAUUGGAAAUCGAUUUGUACCGUCGGUACGGCAAAUGUUUCGGUUACUAUGAGAUGUCGAAACCGGUACUCUAUUUGUCGGAUCCGGUAUUGAUUCGCGACGUUCUGGUCAAAGAUUUUCAUAGUUUUGCAAACAAACGGUCAUCGGGUAACGGUUCGGAUCCAUUAACCGACAAUAUGGUGGCCAAUCUUAACGGCGAAAAUUGGAAAAGAGUCCGAUCGCUAAUAACGCCGGCAUUUUCAACAAAAAAAUUGAAACAAAUGCUACCAUUGAUUGACGAAUGUCUGGAAACAAUGGACAAGAAUCUGAGGACAAUGUCCGCCGAUAACGGGUCGUCACGGGACGGGUCGGAUAUGAAACGUCUGUUCGGUGCCUACAGUAUGGAAGUCAUCAUUCAGGUUGCUUUCGGUGUCAAAGUUGAUGCACUGUUCGAUGAGGACAACCCUAUCAUCAGGAAUGUACAGUCAUUUUUCAGUCAGGAUUUGAAUCUGAAAAUCCUGGUAAUGUUGGCGAUGCCAUCGCUGGCCGGUUGGCUAGGAUUGACAUUUUUCGAUCCGAAAGCUACGAAAUUUUUCCAGGAUUUUACCCAACAAAUUAUCGAUGAACGCCGUCGACAUCAUGAACUGAAAACUGGUGACAAUCACAGUAAUAAUAAUCAUCAAAAACGGGUCGACUUUUUGCAGAUAAUGUUAGACUCAAUGAUGACGACGACCACCGAUGAUACGGAUAUUACCGGUAAAACUGAUGGCAUUGAUACUAAUCUGAUGGGAAAAUUUGUCGACGAAAACGUGUCGCCGAAAAAAUCAAUUGACAAAAUCCUAACCAACAAUGAACUACAAUCGCAAUGUCUACUGUUUUUUAUUGCCGGCUACGAGACAACUGCCACAACAUUAUCGAUAUUAGCGUAUUUGUUGGCCAAGAAUCCCGUAGUCCAGGAAAAACUGUUCAAUGAAGUCGACCAAUAUUUCAAACAUGAUAGUCAGAAAGACAACGACUACGAUAUACUAUUGCAUUCAUUGAAAUACUUGGACGCAGUUAUUAUGGAAUCGAUGCGAUUAUAUCCGUUUACACCGUAUCUGGAAAGGGAGGCAUCGGAUGAUUAUCAAUUGAGAACUGGUAUCCAAAUACGGAAAGGUCAACUAGUUCAUAUACCUAGCUAUGCUAUGCACCGGGAUGAUCAACUGUUUCCCGAUGCUGACCAAUUUCAGCCGGAACGAUUUCUAGCACCCGCCAAUACCAAACACAAUCAGUACGUCUAUCUGCCGUUCGGUAUCGGUCCACGUAUUUGUCUUGGUGUACGAUUGGCCGAAAUUGAGGCCAAACUUGGACUGGCCUAUGCCGUCCAUAAGUACCGGUUCCACGAUACUGGGAAACCAAUGGAAUUUUAUUAUAAUUCAGGUGUUAUGCAAACCAAGAAAAUUAUGGUUAGAGUAGAGAAACGGGCGUAAAGUGGUCACGAAAAAAAACCGCAACAAUAAAUG